GCGUGAAUGAGUGUGCGCAUGUUUACACCAUCAGCUGUCAAAUCCGUGUGCCGUUCAUUUUCGUCAGAAAAGGACCCAACACACUGACUUCAACACUGAAGCGCUUACAGUAACACCCUUCAGGACGGACUUUCUGGCAUUUGACCUUUUGCAGUGGAAUAGCGGAAUAACUCUUGAAGCAUGAGUUCUGUGGCUGUACUGACCCCGGAGAGCUUUGCGGAGCAUCGCAGCGGGCUGAAGGACGAGGAGAUUUCAGGUGGGGUCCCUGAGGAUGAGGCGUACAUCCCCACCUACCUGGAGGCCUUCCCCCCGCUGCCGGAGAAGGGGGCCCCGGGGGACCGAUCAGGGGAGCCGGCGGGGGCCUGGAACCGCAUCCGACCCAUCAAAGCCUCGGUUAUCACGCAGGUGUUUCAUGUGCCCCUGGAGGAGCGACGGUACAAGGACAACAGCCAGUUCGGGGAGGGCGAGGAGGCCAAGGUGUGCCUGGACAUCAUGCAGAAGACCGGGGCACACAUCGAGCUCUCGCUGGCCAAGGACCAGGGCCUGUCCAUCAUGGUGACGGGCAAGCUGGACUCGGUGAUGAAGGCCCGCAAGGAGAUCGUGGCUCGGCUGCAGACUCAGGCCUCGGCCACGGUCACCAUCCCCAAGGAGCACCACCGCUUCGUGAUCGGCAAGAACGGCGAGAAGAUGCAGGAGCUGGAGCUGAAGACGGCCACCAAGAUCGCCAUCCCGCGCCCCGACGACCCCAGCGUCAACAUCCGCAUCACCGGCACCAAGGAGGGCAUCGAGAAGGCGCGCCACGAGAUCCUGCUCAUCUCCGCCGAGCAGGACAAGCGGGCGGUGGAGCGCCUGUCGCUGGAGAAGGCCUUCCACCCGUUCAUCGCGGGCGCCCACAACCGGCUGGUGCAGGAGCUGAGCCAGGAGACGGGCGCCCGCAUCAGCAUCCCGCCGCCCAGCCUGCCCAAGGACGAGAUCGUCAUCACCGGCGAGAAGGAGGCCGUCGCCAUGGCCAUCGCCCGCAUCCGCGCCAUCUACGACGAGAAGAAGCGGAAGACCACCACGAUCUCGGUGGAGGUGAAGAAGUCGCAGCACAAGUACAUCAUCGGGCCCAAGGGCAACACGCUGCACGAGAUCAUGGAGAGCACCGGCGUCUCCGUGGAGAUGCCGCCGCUCGACUCCUGCUCGGAGACCAUCAUCCUCCGGGGCGAGCCGGAUAAACUGGGCCCGGCGCUCACGCAGGUGUACGCCAAGGCGAAGAGUGUGACCGUGGUGGAGGUGAGCGCUCCAGCCUGGCUGCACCGCUUCAUCAUCGGCAAGAAAGGACAGAACAUCGGCCGCAUCACCCAGCAGCUGCCCAAGGUUCACAUCGAGUUCACAGAUGGCGAGGAGAGGAUCAGCCUGGAAGGGCCCACGGAGGAGGUGGAGCAGGCACAAGUCCAGAUCCAAGAGAUCAUCAAAGACCUGAUGUCUCGGAUGGACUACACCGAGGUGAACAUCGACCAGCGCUUCCACAGACACCUGAUCGGGAAGAAUGGAGCAAACAUAAACCGCAUCAAGGAGCAGUACAAGGUGUCGGUGCGGAUCCCGCAGGACGCAGACCGCAGUGGCCUGGUGCGCAUCGAGGGGGACCCCCAGGGGGUACAGCUGGCCCGCCGGGAGCUCCUGGAGAUGGCCCAGCGCAUGGAAAACGAACGAACCAAAGACUUGAUAGUAGAGCAGAAAUUCCAUCGCACCAUCAUCGGCCAAAAAGGGGAAAAGAUCAAAGAAGUUCGGGACAAGUUUCCAGAGGUCAACAUUAACUUCCCGGACCCGGCCCAGAAGAGUGACAUCGUGCAGCUCAGAGGACCAAAGAACGAGGUGGAGAAAUGUGGCAAGUUCCUGCAGAAGAUGAUCGCCGACCUGAUUGAAAACAGCUACUCCAUCUCAGUACCCAUCUUCAAGCAGUUCCACAAAAACAUCAUAGGCAAAGGAGGCGCCAACAUCAAGAAGAUCCGUGAGGAGACCAACACAAAGAUCGACCUGCCCACUGAGAACAGCGACUCGGAGAUGAUCGUCAUCACAGGGAAGAAGGUCAACUGCGAGGCCGCACGAGACCGCAUCCUGGCCAUCCAGAGAGACCUGGCCAACAUCAAGGAGACGGAGGUGACCAUCCCGGCCAAGCUGCACAACUCGCUGAUCGGCUCCAAGGGCUGCCUGGUGCGCUCGGUGAUGGAGGACUGCGGCGGCGUUCACAUCCACUUCCCCUCCGAGGGCUCGGGGUCGGACCGCGUCACCAUCCGCGGGCCGGCGGGCGAGGUGGAGAAGGCCCGCAAGCAGCUGCUGCAGCUGGCCGAGGAGAAGCAAGUGAACAACUUCACGGUGGAGCUGCAGGCCAAGCCGGAGUACCACAAGUUCCUGAUAGGCCGCGGCGGGGCCAACAUCCGGCGGGUGCGCGACCGCACCGGUGCCCGCAUCAUCUUCCCCUCCCCCGACGAGCCCGAGCAGGAGCUCAUCACCAUCGUGGGCCGAGAGGAGGCCGUGCGGCUCGCCCAACGGGAGCUGGAGAUCCUGGUCAAGAACCUGGACGACGUGGUGGAGGACGGCAUGGUGGUGGAGCCGCGGCACCAUCGCCACUUUGUGUGCCGGCGCGGGCAGGUGCUGCGGGAGCUGGCGGAGGAGUACGGCGGCGUGGCCAUCAGCUUCCCCCGCACCGGCACGCACAGCGACCGCAUCACGCUCAAGGGCGCCAAGGACUGCGUGGAGGCCGCCAAGCGCCGCAUCCAGGAGAUCAUCGAGGACCUGGAGGCGCAGGUGACGGUGGAGGUGGCCAUUCUGCAGCGGCACCACCGGGCCGUGAUGGGCCCCAAAGGCUGCCGCAUCCAGCAGAUCACCCGGGACCACGAGGUCCAGAUCAAGUUCCCUGAGAGGGAGGAGUCCGCAGGUCAGGAGCCCCACCCGCAGGAGAACGGGGACGCCAGUCCAGAGGGGGAGCCUGUGCCCCGCAAGUGUGACAUCAUCGCCAUCUCGGGGCGAGAGGAGAAGUGUGAGCUGGCGCGGCAAGCCCUGCUGGCUCUGGUGCCUGUGACGAUAGAUGUAGAGGUGCCUUAUGAUCUCCAUCGUUACAUCAUCGGCCAGAAGGGCAACGGGAUCAGGAAGAUGAUGGAGGAGUACGAGGUGAACAUCUCUGUGCCUCAGCCUGACCAGCAGUCCGACGUCAUCAAGAUCACAGGUCAGGUGACCAACGUGGACCAGGCCAAGCUGGGCCUGCUGGAGCGGGUCAAAGAGCUGCAGGCGGAACAGGAGGACCGGGCGUUGAGGAGCUACAAGAUCACCCUCUCGGUUCCGCCCAAAUUCCAUCCCAAGAUUAUCGGCCGUAAAGGAGCCGUCAUCUCCCAGAUCCGCAAAGACCACGAUGUCAACGUGCAGUUCCCAGACAAGGGAGAUGAACUGCAGGAUGUGAUCGUGAUCUCGGGUUACGAGCGGAACGCGGAGGAGGCGCGCGUGGCCAUCGAGCAGCUGGUGGCCGAGCUGGAGGAGAUGGUCAGCGGCGACGUGCAGCUGGACCACCGUGUGCACGCCCGCAUCAUCGGUGCCCGCGGCAAGGCCAUCCGCAAACUCAUGGACGAGUUCAAGGUGGACAUUCGGUUCCCCCAGCCCGGUUCCGAUGACCCAGACCGAGUGACUGUGACUGGCUUGCCCGAGAACGUGGACAACGCCAUCGACCAUCUCCUCAACCUGGAGGAGGAAUAUAUGCUGACUGUGACUGAAUCAGAGACUAUGGCUGCUUACAUGAAGCCCCCGUCUCGGUCGGCCGGAGGAGGACUCGGGGGAGGAGACGAGGACAGUAAGGGCGCUGCUAAAGGCUUUGUGGUUCGGGACGCACCCUGGAAUGCCCCAGGUGGCAAGGCUCCUGACAUGAGCAGUGCUGAGGACUUCCCCACCUUCGGUACCGGCGUGGCUCCCAAACAGACGUCGGCCUGGGGACCCAAGAAGUUCUGAAUGGCGGAGGAAAAAAACGAACCCGCGAAGAGAGAAAUGGGAAGAGUGGAGAAGAAUGGAUUCUCAUUCCUCUACCGCCAUCUUGUCCCCCUUCUUGUCUGUGUUCAUCCCUCCACUUCAGUGCCCUUUGACCUGCGAGGAGAUCCUUUGUCUCUCUCUCUCUCUCUCUCUCCUCCAUCCUGCUCCACACCAACCAACCUGGACACCCAGACAGAAAAAUGUGGCCUCAAUCCUGUCCAUGAGCUCUAACUCUCUCUCUCUCUAUCUUCUUUUGUCCAUGAACUCUGUCUCUCUCUCUCUCUCUCUCUCUCUCUCUCUCUGUAUCUCUCUAUUCUUUUGUCCUGGAUUGUCAAUUCCUCCACUGAUUUUCCUCUGGCUUCGCUGGAGUGCCUCAGUCACUGGUGUGGGGGGGGGUUCUAAUUUUUGCAGCUGCUGCGCCCACACUAGACUCUGAAAACCUGUCGUUGAGUCCCGUGGUACGGCCUCUUUUAUUCUGUCGCGUAGGCUGGUUCGAGACCCAUCAAUCUUCAAAGGAAUGGACGAGAAAGAAAUGAAGAAAAAAGAAGUGUGAGGUCUUUUUUUAAAACAUUCUGUUUUUGAAAACGGAAAUCCUCAGAGAGGAUGCUUGUUUUUAAAUCCCUUUUAUUUACCAAAACAAAUAGAGAUAUGGUCUUGUUUGUUUGUUUUAGUUGGUUUGUUGGUUUCUGUAAACCUUCCAACCUUUCUGCAGCUUUCUUCAGUCAGCAACUGAACCUUUUCAAGCACACACGCAGCCGUUUUUAAACAGGGUCAGUGACAGAUUUGUCCCCCAUCUUUACAAGCCUGUAAAGCAGUUUCCACACUUUCCAUUGGACCUCAGCAUACACCGUAGCUUUCUCUUUACUCGUACUGAGUCUUUUUUCAAAUGUGAAAAAUAGUGAAAAGAAGAAAAGAUUACAAAUGCAGCCCUUGCAACCUUUGAAGGUUUGACAAGAAGGUGUUGACCUUUUUGUGACUAGUGUCUGUUUAUUUAUUUAUUUAUUUGUCUCUAUUUAUCUAUUUAUUUCUUUGUUUAUUUAAGAUUUUUUUACCACUGAAGCUAGCUGGAAUCUCGCAGGGGUCAAUUCCAUGUCUGAAAGUAAGGUGUGAUGUAUAGAUGAACAAUGGCUGAGAACAUGUUUUGCAAGUUGUUUAUAUUUUUGUUGUCCGUGAAUGUGUGUGUGUGUGUAUGUAUGUCUACUGAGGGGGAUAGAAAUUGGGUAAAGCUUGAAUUUUUUCUUAUUGGUUUCAUCUUCGGUCUUUUUACAUCAUCUUGGCUUAUCCAGCUUAUGUGUUGUUGUUAAUGUAACCAGUUUUAUAAAGGAAUCACUCACCAUCCAGUCUUAUACCUUAGAGCGAGAAUGGCCGCUUGGAUAGCAACGUUACACAGCACACAGCUACACUCACUGUGUGAAGUAACUGAAGUUAGAGAGCAAAUAUUGCAUUUUCUUCUGAUCCCAGCCAACGCAGUAAAGCGGAGAAGGGAGCACAGGCAACAGUUUCAGCACUUAGAUUUUUAGAAUACGUUACAGUAUACUAGACGUACAGUACGCUGUUAACAAAGUCUUAUUUUCUCUGCCAUACAAUUUCAAAUACAAAACACACACAAAUCCUUUAAAAGGAGAGGUCUUUACCCAUUAACUUAUGCCUGUUGUUUCCUCUUCGGUAGGUAAAGGUUUAAGGAUGAAGCUUUACUUUUUUCUUUUCCUCCAAAGGUGGAAUUUUUUGUUUGUUUGUUUGUUCUGUAAACGAAAUGACAGAAUAUGCAACGCGAGAGGGAGGGAUUUCAUAGUCUUCUCUGUGUAUGAGGGAUGUAUGUGUAUAUAUACCUGUUGGGUAAACUGUAGCCUUUCAGAGGGGAGAAAGGUCUGUUAUUCUUUUUUGCACUACUUUCAUGUGUUUUACUUCCUGUUUAGUACCCAGCCUCCUCAUCCUGUCUUGGUGAUUUAAAAAAAUUCUCUCGUGUCCAUUCCCAUUCCCUGAUCUACCCUUGUGGCUCUGGUCUAAGGUGCCGGUGAGAGUGCGUAUAUGUGUAGUGUAUGUGUAUGUGAAAAGGGCAACAGUGGGUGUCGAGUAAACCUAUUGAUUUUAAACAGGUGAAGCAAACACUAUUGGCCUUAAGAAUUAAUUACUAUUAUUUUUGGACAAAUGGGGAAAAAAAACAAUGUAUGACUGGGUAAAUAUGCAACACUGCAAUAACAUGUCAGUGAAUGGACUUUUUUCCUACUCCAAAUAAACCAUUGAAAAUGGAA
Molecule: messenger RNA, 6248 nt
Organism: Sardina pilchardus (European sardine)
Lineage: Eukaryota; Metazoa; Chordata; Actinopteri; Clupeiformes; Clupeidae
Gene: hdlbpb
Product: high density lipoprotein binding protein b
Exons: 28
Coding region: 181-3978 (1265 amino acids)
Molecular function (GO): RNA binding
Source: RefSeq, a predicted model, not a curated record